This is a messenger RNA of Echinops telfairi (small Madagascar hedgehog), 1515 nucleotides long. It is a transcript of the gene GPAT3, whose product is annotated as glycerol-3-phosphate acyltransferase 3. Gene Ontology annotation, cellular component: endoplasmic reticulum. NCBI's taxonomy places the organism in Eukaryota, Metazoa, Chordata, Mammalia, Afrosoricida, Tenrecidae. The record is from RefSeq and is a predicted model, not a curated record. Bases 155 to 1381 code for a protein of 408 amino acids. Gene Ontology annotation, molecular function: glycerol-3-phosphate O-acyltransferase activity. Gene Ontology annotation, biological process: triglyceride biosynthetic process. The transcript has 11 exons.
CAGUGCUGGGCGCCGCGCGAAAGCCGCGCCGACUCCCCAGAGUUGGGCUUCGCGCCCCAGUUCCCGGAGCGCCCCAACCGACUGCCUGCAAGCCGGGGCCGCCGUCGCGCCCCGAUCCGCUGCGAGGACCUGCUCCGAGGAGGCGCGCCGAGCCAUGGAGGGCGCCGAGCUCGCCGGGAAGAUCCUUUGCAUCUGGCUCGCCCUGGUGCUGGUCCUCAUCCUCUUGCCUUCGGUUUUCGGGGUGUCGUUGGGCAUCUCCGAGCUCUACAUGAAACUCCUGGUGAAAACUUUAGAGUGGGCUACAUUACGAAUUCAGAAAGGAGUCCCAGAGGAGUCAAGUCUUAAAAGCUCCGCUUCUGUUGGUAUCAUCCAACGAGAUGAGUCACCCAUGGAAAAGGGGCUCUCGGGUCUUCGAGAAAGGGACUUUGAGCUCUCCGAUGUCUUUUAUUUCUCCAAGAAGGGAUUGGAAGCCAUUGUGGAAGAUGAAGUGACCCAGAGGUUCUCGUCAGAGGAGCUAGUGUCAUGGAAUCUUCUCACAAGGACCAAUGUAAAUUUCCAGUACAUCAGUCUGAGACUCACCCUGCUGUGGGUGCUGGGCGUCAUGGUACGCUACUGUAUUCUGCUACCAUUGCGGGUAACCUUGGCUUUCAUCGGGAUUAAUGUGCUUGUUUUAGGAACUAUGGUGGUUGGGCAGCUGCCAUACAGCAGGCAGUACAGACCCCAGAAAGGAGGCAUUUGUGUUGCCAACCAUACGUCACCAAUAGACGUCUUGAUCUUGGCAGUGGAUGGACGCUAUGCUAUGGUUGGCCAGGUUCAUGGUGGACUGAUGGGAAUUAUUCAGAGAGCAAUGCUCAAGGCUUAUCCACAUGUCUGGUUUGAACGUUCAGAAAUGAGGGAUCGACAUUUGGUUACAAAGAGACUGAAAGAACACGUUGCUGAUAAGAAGAAAUUACCCAUAUUAAUCUUUCCUGAAGGGACUUGCAUCAACAACACUUCAGUCAUGAUGUUUAAAAAGGGAAGCUUUGAGAUUGGAGGAACCAUAUAUCCCGUUGCAAUUAAGUAUAACCCUCAGUUUGGUGAUGCCUUUUGGAACAGUAGUAAAUACAGCAUGGUGAGCUACCUGCUUCGAAUGAUGACCAGCUGGGCCAUUGUCUGUGAUGUGUGGUACAUGCCCCCGAUGACCAGAGAGGAAGGGGAAGAUGCUGUUCAGUUUGCGAACAGGGUUAAGUCUGCUAUUGCUGUACAAGGAGGGUUGACUGAGCUUCCCUGGGACGGAGGGCUGAAGAGGGCAAAGGUGAAGGACACUUUUAAGGAAGAGCAGCAAAAGAACUACAGCAAGAUGAUUGUGGGCAACGGAUGUCUCAACUCUCACCUGGACUGAAAGCCACCCUAGAUAAAAUAUGAUACAACAGGAUUUUCCAGAACCUGCCCUUAAAAAAUGAAGUGUUGGGGAUUUUUUUGUUUUGUUUUGUUGUUUAUAUUAUUUUAUCAAAAAACAAGUUUUUUUCCCCUGCA